Messenger RNA from Prorocentrum cordatum, 3376 nucleotides. The record is from the annotation of a GenBank genome assembly. NCBI's taxonomy places the organism in Eukaryota, Dinophyceae, Prorocentrales, Prorocentraceae.
GCCAGACGGCCGCAAAUGCGACACUUGCCCGCGUCGCGACAACGACCUCGACCCGAUCGACCUGGCGGCGGGCAAGCGCGUCUUCAUGUAUUGGGGCCGCAAGGCCGACGCGCGGGGGUGCACCCAGGGGACCGCGCGCGGGUACUGCACGAGGUGGUUCAACGGCAACGUCAGGCAGCUCCCAGGGAUGACCUACACGAAGUUCAAGGGCGUUCUUGGAGCUGGGCCAGAACGCGUCAAGGUCUUCGGCGUGAUCAUCGACAAAAUGAUUGCGUCCAUGAUUGAGUCGGGUGCGAAGCGCACUGCUCACCUGGACUACGACGAGGUGCACGACUGCGUGCUUCAAGAGGUCGUCAUCAAGGAAGCCGUGAAGACAGGCCCUGGGAAAACGUUCUACCCGAUGGCGAGCUACCAGAGGACCAAGGGCGACUUCGCUACGAAUGGCUUGGCCCAGACGGAAGGGCACUACCUGGGCGAGGACGAGAACGGAGUGGAGGGCGUCUGGGUCCCAGACGUGGACUGCACCCACUACGGGAAGGUCGAGCGCCACCAGUCGGUCAGGACGGUCAACUUGGGCUCUGGCUCCGUAGAGUCAAUCUCGCAGAAGCAGGCGCGGGUUUUCGAGAUGCUGUUCCCGGGUUCGCUCGCCUCUCUCAACAUCACUGGCGCCAUCGACCAGGUCAUCGGCGUGCCUCCUGCUGCCGCCGCUGGCCGCAGCGACGCGCCGCCGCCGCUUGCAGGCCCUGCUGCGUCGCGCCCGCCGACUGCCGACCCCGCGCCAGCGGCGGCGGAACAGGCUGCUGGUGGGGCCAAGCGCCGCGGGCGAGGAACUGGCGGCGCAUCAGCUUCCGGCAGCGGCGGCGAGUCGAGCGGCUCGAGUGGCGCCACCGCGUCCGCAAAGCCAGGCGCCAAGAAGCGAGGUCGGCCGCCUGUGAAGAACCUUCUGAUGGAGGUGUCCGAGUUGAUCAAGCUCAACCUCGCAUUGCUGAAAGACUUCUCUUCGAAGCUGCGCACCCUCAAGGACCCCGACGAACAUCGCCUGUGCAAGAUCAGCGAGAAGAAGCUUGCUGUGAUCAACGACUUCCUGGGGCUUGCCGCAUUGCCACCCGAGGAGAUGAAGACCAAGUACGACCUCGCCGUUACUACCUUGGCGCUCGAUCCAGCGACGACGUUGGAUAUCCCGCCUCACCUUUGCUGGAUGCGGAAGAAGCUGGACGUGGUCAAGGCAACUGAUGCCAAACAGUUUUUCACGCUCAUCUCGUCCCAGGCCUUGCGUGCAGUCGGACUCGCUCCUGCCGCCAUCUGCGAAGAGCAGCAGCAGCUCCUCGCGGACCGCCCUUCGCAUGCUCUCCGCAUCAAGACUGAGGACGAGCGCGCGGCCGCGUUGGCCGCUCUGACGGCUGACGACGAGGAUUCCGACUACGAUUUCGAAGAUGAAGUCUCCGAGUGGUGGGCUGCGUUCCAGGUGAUCUACAGCGCCAAGAAUGUCACGCACCUCUCUGCGGCCGACAUGGUGGAGCACCUGAGCGACGCCAUUGAGAUUAUUGAGGGUACGCUCCCUGCGAAGAAAAAGGCUGGGACGCAGUUGGGGACUGCGCUGAACAUGUGGAACCCUGGGCAGUUGAUCUUCCGUGAGGCCAAGGAGCUGCUGGAGAAGGCCAAGGCCACUGUUUCAGCCAUCGAGCCCGUCAACGAGAAGAUCGCUGUCCUCAGCGCCAGCGUGACGAAGUGCCUGCCAGACGUUUUUUCGCGUGAUCUACAUUGGCUGGAUGGAGCCGUUGAUUCGGCCAAGGCAGUCGUGGAGUCUCUCGCCUCGCUGUCCCAUUGCAUUCCCGCUUACGUUCCCAACAACAAUGACUCCAAGAUCGUGACGGCGAUGACCAAGUGGAUCGACUUUCUCAUUCAGGGUUGGGCUACCGUGCUGCCCCCGAUCCUGGUCAAUACAACGACAGGGGCUUCGCUUGCCAAGUGGGUCGAGGACACCGGGGACCGCCGCCGCUUGCUUGAGAAGUACAUCGAGGCAACGGCCAAACACAAAAAGCAUAUCCCGAUGAUUGAGGCCAAGACCAAUGCCAUCCAGCAGUUGUGCAGCAUCGGGGAGGCCUUGAGCCGUCGGCAUUCGCUCUCGAGCUCGGGGGCCGCGAGCAACUUUACACCAGCUGACUACAAGUCUGUCCUGUCAAUCAUCGCGACCAACUUGAAACCGAUCCACAAGGAUGCAGUGCAGUUCUUCGCCGACCCAGAGGCUCCGCUGGCCCUGCUGGCGUCGCCCGUGCUGGACUCUGCAGGCGAGCACAUGCAGAAGAUGACGACGGUUGCAAUUGAGAUGAGCGGCCCCAUCCUCAUGCCCAUCCUCGACCACGUGCUCCUUGUUCUCGGCGCUGCGUGCUGUGAGAAGCCGUGGUCAUGGAACGAUCUUGAUGAGGGCGGAGUCUCAGCCGUCGCGGAGGCGAAGCACCCGGUGAACAUCAUCGCGGAUGGGCUCCAGUUUGCCUUGGACAUCGGCGACGAGACGUUACAUCGCCAGCUGUCCUUCGCCGUCUCGGCCAGCCAGACGUUCCAAGCGGUGGCUACAUUGGCGAAGUAUAAGCACGUGCGCGCAGCGGCCAAGACCUUCAAGGACUUGCUCUUGGAAAGCUCCGUGGUGGCUCAGUGGAAGGAGUUGAACGCCCGCUGGGACAGCCUGCAGAGGAUCGACCUCACGACGCUGGUGUCGUCGGACUUGAAGGCCGACAAGGGUGGCUCGCUUCGUUUCCACAUCGGGACCUUCGACAAGCGCCUGAACCCUGAGAGCAUCAUGCAGUCUUUCGAGAAGGACAUCUUGGACUUGAAGGCUUUCUACAAGGCAGCCGCCGAGCAAGAUCUCCUGUCGAUGGCGGGCAACCUUGAAGCCAAGGUCCCAGUGCAUUCCAGCACGGCCAUUCUGGGGAACACCGAUCAGAUGGAUGCUGUGAUGGACGCUGACCACGCCGCCAUGACUUCCGUCUCCAUGAUCCUGAAGGGCGUGAUGAAGGUGGUGUUGGGCCUCAACAAGACGUUCACUGUGGCCAGUCUUGAGGUGGUUCAGCGGGCCUCAGCUGCUGCCGACAACGCCCUCGCCACAGUGGCGCUUGCCGCGGCGCUUUCAGCCACCCAGCGAGAGUGGCCAGGGAAGUUUCAGGAUGUGGAGGCUUGCCAGCGCGCGGUGGCGGCCCUUCGCAAGGACAUCGCGAAGUCUGGAUGGUCACCGUCCGAGGAGAUCGACGAAUUGUUGUCCUCAUGGGCCGCCGGGUUGUACCUCGACCGCGAGAAAGACCAGGGGGAGGAGGCCGACAAGGAGGAGAUCGAUAAGCUUGACGCCGAGCUCUUCGAGGAUCCCACACGACAAACGGGAUGA